AUGCCCGACUCCCGUGCGCCAGAUUGGGAGCCUCUGGCAAAUGUCAGCGCCAGCGGCAUAGACAGCAAAUAUUCUGCACUUGGUCGAAUAUGCGCCUGCUACGAUCUCGGCGGCGGUGUCGGCCUGGGCGACUCGUUCGCCAUACAUUCGAUCGCUGCACUCUCUUCAGGUUGCAAACUCCAUCAAGACGGCUUCAUACUUGAUGCUGAACUCGCCGAAGCAGCCUCGGCAGUAACAGAGCUGCUACCAGUCUGGAUCAAUCUGGCGGACGUUGCUCCGGGGAAGUUUUCGUCGUUGCCGUAUUCAAAACAUAACCCCGGCGCACCGGGCAAACCACAUCCUCUUGACCACCCGCCAUGGUUCUUGGUCAAUGCGGCAGCUUCUAAACAUCACUGCAUCCUUGGGCAGAAUGGUACUGUAGAAUCACUGCUUAUGGUUCUCCGUCAGCCGUGGUGUGUACUUGAGAUAUGCUGCUGCGCUGCUGAAACAGUGAUCUUGGUCAGCAAAUUUGCGACCAUCGCCGAGAAAAUCUACCCUGGAAGCUACACGAUCGCUAUCAGACUGCUAUCCCAUGAAACGGAAAAGAGGGCUGCAGAUAGGGCCAGUACUCCAGACUGCGCUAUCAAUUGGGCUGAUGAUCGCUUGGAUGCUUUGAUGAUACCCCGUCCAACUCUGGCUUUGGUCAAGACGCUUUACACCGAUCUGUUCUUCCAUGGCCGCCAAUCCCGGAACCCGUUCUGGCUAUGCCUGAUCGUUAUUUGCGCUGUGUCCUUGGAUAUUGCUUUUCCUGAACUCGCGGGGUACCUUUUUGACGACGCCAACUAUAGAUCCACCUUAGAAUGUCUUGAAAGAGCCACACCAUUUGCAUCCCGGCUGCGCAUUACAGAUCCUGUCGCGAAAAGCGAAUGUGUCAGGAUUAAGGCCCCGGAGAAAAUUCGCUCUCGGCACACUAGGUCUAGAAGGUCAACAAGUGACAUUUCAUUGCAUAAUAGCGCUCGGCGCCAGGAAGGACUGAACUGGACUGGUUCGAAUCGUGGACCUCUAAGUUAUAACCGCUUAAUUUUACUUCACAGAAUGAUCCUCAAGAGAAUUGAAGAAAGUGUCGUAUGA
Messenger RNA from Aspergillus affinis, 1110 nucleotides. RefSeq lists its product as uncharacterized. Bases 1 to 1110 code for a protein of 369 amino acids. Lineage: Eukaryota; Fungi; Ascomycota; Eurotiomycetes; Eurotiales; Aspergillaceae. The record is from RefSeq and is a predicted model, not a curated record. The transcript has a single exon.